CUGCUGAUGCAUAACAAAUCAGACAUUUUCAAAGGGAUUCCACAUGUAAUCAAUAUCCAAGGAAUUAUGAACAUUUAUUACGUGUUUCACGUUACAGGUUAUCUUUAUUUACGAAGUACGGUGAAGCUCGACCAGCUGAAGUCAAAUCCAGCGUUAUUGAAAUCUUGAAUUACGAAGGAAGUGAUCGAUUUGCUUGCAACCGCAGUUUGGCGGGAGAAGACUCAACCCAACACACAAUCCGAUUAAUUUUCCAGCUUUGUUCAUGCCUAAAUAACUUUCAGUUGAAGCCCAAUACAAUAUGGCUAACUUCAUCAUCCAGUACCACAGAAGAGUCUUUCUAGUUGUUCUAAGUAUUCAUUUGCUUGUGGCCUUGCAGCGUUUAGUAUUUGACUUUCUGGGUUACAUUUGGUUGCUUGUAAUCCUGGGAAUUGCAGAACUUAUUUUCAUAAUUGUUGGUUUAUUUGGUGGCUAUCAACAAAGGGCAAAGUACUUGUUAACUUUUGCUGUCUGGUCUGUGUUUUGGAUACUGCUGAACAUUGUUGUUAUGAUUCUCUACAUUGGUGUUGGCUCUUUUACACAUGACAAUAAUUGGCUGAGUUUUAAUCAGAAGAAUUCAAGUUGGUAUGCAGAGCACGGGAUUGGCUGUAAGCUAGAAAAGGAACCCCAUUCAUUACAAAAGGUUCCCAAAGGAUGUGCCUUGAAUUUCAAGUAUGUAGAAAUUAUCCAGGCAUCGCUGCAAGUACUGCUUGGGGUAAUUGGCUUUAUUCUUGCGAUUGGAUUAAGGAAAAAGGUUAUCAUCGCCAAAGAUGUGUAUGUUGUUGGUAGAGUCAACCCAUAUGCGUCCUACGUCAAAUCAAAUCAAGCAGCUCAGGUUUCGAGGUCAAGACCGGCAAUUAUAACCACAUACAAUUGAAUGGCUGAAAAGUUGGUAAUGAUUUCAUUAUUUGGUAUUUUGGCAAAAAAGUUUAUUGAUGUGAAUUGCGAAACUUUUUUGGAAAAGUUAUUGUGCAACUGGCUGUGUUGUGCAAGAAGAUGUUCACUUAACUAUUUCCCACGAAAAAGAUCCUCUAUUGCUUAUGGAUGUAGUUUUCAGCUAGAAGGUGGGAAAUUUUCUUUUGGGGGGGGGGGUGAUUUGGAGGGUAGAGCGAUAGUUUCAGUUUUUGAUGACAAGAAUUAGAAUAUGUUAAUAUUCUUUUAAGACUCGUUUAUUUGAUAUCAUUCGAAAUGAUAUCAUCAAUGUUUAUCAAUGUUUUAUUGAAUCGUAUACAAUGCAGCUUCAUAUGAAAGGGUUUAUUAUUUUUCCAGAAGAAUAAUUUUAAAGUCGUGUUGUGUAUUUUGUAUUUUGAACAUUUUAGUUUAAGUUAGCUCCAAUUUUACUGGAAGUAAUCUUGAGGAAUUUUACUUGGGGAAGGGGGGUGAAGAAUCUCAACAUUGUCUGUCCAAGAUUAUAGGUUAUGCAGCCUGUAUAAUUCCCUUAGAAUGGUGUUUCCCUGAAGUUUCGCUUAUAUGUGCAAUUUAACGUUAAUUUUUGGAUUUUUUUAGUAUGCAAUGUUCUUCAUUUAGGUAACAACUUUGACUGUUUUAUAGGUUAAGUAGAAAUUGUUAGGGUAGCAGUUAUUUAACCUAUUUGGUACUUGGCAGAAUAUUCUGAAAAUUAUGUAAUUAUUCGUGUCGAAAAGGCAUAAAUCAGCUGUUGGUAUUUUGCAAAUAAAAUUUAAUUUCAACGUGGUUCAAGCCACACUGUCAAAUAGUAUUCGACUAAUGAGGGUCAUGGAACUGUAAAACUCCUUUAUAAACAUAUAUCUCUUCGCUCGUCCGUUCGGUAAAUAAGAUGUAUUUUCAUCUGCUGAAUAACUUCAUGAGUGGUUUAGGCCAAAACUCACGCAUAACACCUGCGCCUAGCUCUUAGCCAAUUCCAUCCAUAUUCAUGACAUGCAUGCCCGCCUGUGUCAAGGUGAUGAGUGCAGAGAACUAAAGAGAAAAAUAACCCGCUUUAUGAAUUAAAGUCGCCUUAAAAACGGAGAUAACGUGGAGAUCGACCGCCGAAGGCAUUGCAGGAAUAAAACACUACAUGGCAUAAAACAAGCGGUUUUACACGAAACACAUGGCUUCAUGCAGCUAAGAGCUGAUUUUAUUUUCAUAUGACGCGAAUUUCUAGUGGAUGAUUGUGGCAAUUUCCCUUCGCAUUUCAUUCAUGACAAACCGUAAUAUACACCAGGUGCAGGAGGACUCUUCAUUUAUGUCUGAUACUAUCAUUUGAGUAUUUUCGCUUCGAUCAUGAGGUCAGUUAAAAUGAUCGACAUCAUAGUACCAAGGGCUUUCGAAGCCACAAACACUAUCAUGUGUCAAUUGCACACCGUAUUCAAUUAUAUGUAGAUGACUUCGUUACUGUGCGUUUUAGCGUUGGGCUUGUUGCGCUGUUUUGUAGUUUAUCAGUCCUUUAAUGACUCGUUUGUAUCAAACAAGGAAAGCAGCAAACCUACACAAAAGGCUCAAGGCCCCCCCCCCCGUUUUUUUUUAAUUUGAAGGCCCUCAGUUUCAGCGACAAUUUACUAGUAGAUAGUUCUUGACGUAUAUACCAAGUAUGAUAAUAGACAAACGGAAUCAUUAAUUAAUUACGCAUUGUUUCAGUGAAUUUUAGGAUGUUGUAAAAUAUUAAUCAAUUUUUGUACGCAGAAUAAUGCAGAUAUGUAAGCUAUGUAAGUCCUA
This is a messenger RNA of Rhopilema esculentum, 2709 nucleotides long. RefSeq names its product sodium/potassium-transporting ATPase subunit beta-1-interacting protein 3. The record is from RefSeq and is a predicted model, not a curated record. Gene Ontology annotation, biological process: regulation of sodium ion transport. Lineage: Eukaryota; Metazoa; Cnidaria; Scyphozoa; Rhizostomeae; Rhizostomatidae.